This is a messenger RNA of Anopheles stephensi (Asian malaria mosquito), 5569 nucleotides long. RefSeq lists its product as uncharacterized. Bases 95 to 1285 code for a protein of 396 amino acids. The transcript has 5 exons. Gene Ontology annotation, biological process: regulation of transcription by RNA polymerase II. NCBI's taxonomy places the organism in Eukaryota, Metazoa, Arthropoda, Insecta, Diptera, Culicidae. The record is from RefSeq and is a predicted model, not a curated record. Gene Ontology annotation, molecular function: DNA-binding transcription factor activity, RNA polymerase II-specific; protein dimerization activity; RNA polymerase II cis-regulatory region sequence-specific DNA binding.
GCAUUUGUGCUCCGGAAACCAAACCGAUAAGAAGGUUUCUUAGACCCAAAGGGGAAUUAAAGUGGUAAAACAUAAGUAAGUGCUCCGGUGUCCAAUGGAAGGUAGUGCAAACAGUGAUAUCGACAUGUCCAAGCUUGGUGCUUUGGCUAAAGGACUGUUGACUACGUUCGAAAGUGCCAAUGCCAGCCUUAUGGCAUCAGCGCUGGUAACAACGGCGGUGCAGUUUGCAGCGGGCAAAGAAGUGUCCGAUACACUGCUGCGCCACAGUGAGUGCGAAGUGCAACCGGAAGCUUGCUUUAGCCGCAGUCCGAUGCAGGAUCUGUCCGACGAGGAUAUGUCGGAUUUUUCCUCCAACGAAAGUGAUGGCAUGGAGGAGCUGGAUUUGAAAAAUGCUGGCCAUGUCCGCAGUGCGGAUGAAGAUGGGUGCGGCCAAGCUGUGGAUACCAGUGGAUCACUUGUGUCGGUAAUGCCGGUACUGAAUCUAUCCGGUACCAAGCUUGGCAUCGGUGGCAGUGGUUCCGGUGCGGUCGUGCGCAAGAUGUUCACCAACACGAGAGAGCGUUGGCGCCAGCAGAAUGUGUCGGGUGCGUUUGCCGAGCUGCGAAAGCUCGUACCGACACAUCCGCCGGAUAAGAAGCUGUCUAAGAACGAAAUUCUUCGCAUGGCCAUACGCUACAUACGGCUGCUAACGAAUGUGCUCGAGUGGCAGAAGAAGCAGGAGGCUAACGAUCGUACGCCGCUAAAGCAACGCAGCACGCAACAGCAGCUUCAGCAGCUUAUGCAAGGCUCCACAAACCACAUUGGACAGCACUCGAACAACGAGAACCAUUUCACGGGCAACUACCGCGAGAAUGGUAACAAUCUGCUGAUGAUCGUUAGCCCGAAAUCGUUCGCCAAAUCAGCCAGCACGACCGGUCGCACCGGAAGGCUGGAAUCGAAGGUAGAACAGUGUGUGGAGAUCGAAAAAAUCAAGCUGGUGAGCAAGUUGUGCCCGGCGGGGAAGCUAGCCAAACCGGGCACUACGAGUCUGGCUUCUACCAAAAAUCGACGCAAAACGAUCAACAGUGGAGGAUUGCCAUUCCGGUCCGGGUUGCACAUCAAGACGGAUCUGAUGGCACUGUCGCAACCGUGCGGUAUGCUACCUACGAUUAUGGAGAACGAAAUUAAGCGUGAGCUGACACACCAUGGGCAAAUGGUUACGAUUGAUGGAGACGGUCCCAGUCGGGUGGAUGGAAUGGCCCCGUCAAAGAGGGCCAAUGAAAAGGGGUUGGAAAAGCCAAAAUAAAUGGGUAACAUAGCAAUGGUAUGGAAAUGAUGGUGGGACACGAAGGUGUUUGUGCUUAUAAAAUGCUACAUAUCUACAGGAUUACCACUAAUCAACGCUAAAUAUAUUGUUUUGAAUUUAAUUAUGCUUUUUCGAUGUUUUCUAAUCAAAAACUGUUUAAUACCAGCCACAUUAUGACUACUAUACUGGAACUUACAGAACUGUUCAUUACAAUUAAAGCCUUAUCUCAUGGUUGUCUUGUGGGAUAUUUCUUUAUCAGGAUGACGAUAUCUGAUUUUUUUUUGCUCGUCUGAUAUUGAAAACUUGGAAUCUUAAACUUCUUCUUUUUUGGCACUACAACCGUGAGAGGUCUGCUAUUUUUGGCUUCCUUGACUUGAUUUUACCCGUAGCUGGAUAGGCAGUCCUACGUACGGGGAGGCGAUCUGGAUGGAAUUUGAAACGUUAUUCGCCUCGGCCACCACAAUUGAACACAUUUUUAGAACUUAUUUAAAAACCUUAAAGAACUUUCACAUACGCCUCUGAGACAUGGACUCUAUCCAAAAACUGACGAAGCCCUCUUAGACGCGUUCGAGAGAAAGAUGCUCAGAAGGAUUUUUGGUCCCGUAUUUGUGGAAGAACAAUGGAGGAGCCGCUACAAUGACGAGUUCUACGAGCUGUACGAUGAUCUCACCAUCGUGGAGUGAAUAAGAAUCGCCAGGCUUCGGUGGGCUGGCCACGUCAUGAGAAUGACACCGGACGACCCAGCCCGUAAAGUCCUUUUAGGCCGUCCACGGAUAACGGAUUGGCAGACGACGGCGCUAAACCGUGAGCGGUAUCGAGGAUUGUUGCUGCAGGCCAAGACCGCAAAGUGGCUGUAACGCCUGAUAAGUAAGUAAGUAAGUAAGUAAAGAACUUUGUAGUGGUUGACCCAUAUAUUAAAUCAGGACGCAUUACGGCAUGGGAAUCCUUGUUGAAUAAACACCUGAGGUUGAGAAGAUAUUUUAAGACCCUUGAAAAGAGUUCAAAAUUCCUUCGGUAGGUUUCAAUGCUUCAUCCGUCGGGGAAGUGAUAGAGAAAGGAAUUUAUUCCUGAUGCUUUGCAUUAAAGAAAAGCCUAACUUUGGAUGAUGCUGAAGAUAAAACUACUUCAGAUAACUCAUUGGAUCGAACUUUACUAGAAUCCUACGUUCUAGCAGCAUUCAAACAUAAUUGUCUUUAAUUUUUGCUUAAAUAAUUGUACAGUACUCAGCAGCUAUUUGUAAGCUUUGGUGAUCAGUUGUAAGCUUGUAGCUUGUUCAAUCGAUGACGCUUCUAUCUUUGGAAGGAUUUUCUUAUUUGCAUUUUGUCCAUUCUGAUUGAUAGGCGACAACGAAGCCGGUUUUCAUAAAGGGGUUCAAAUGCCAUCUGGACCGUUCCCCCUUAGUGAAGACUUGGCUACCCAACUUUGUGUUAUCAUUAAGUCUAGUAAGUCUGAAAUGGCAGACAUGAUCUUAUAGCUCGUUAGGCCAAGAAUAGAGAAAGAGAGAGAAUCAUUCUGAUUCAGAGAGACGUUUAUCAAUCAGCACGGCAUAUUCUAGAUACUUUUGACCUAGAUGCAACUUUCAUCGCGAUAAAACUUCCAGUCGUAAAGGCGGUUUCCUCUGAUUUCCUGAUAAAUUUCGGCAGAAAUUGAAAAGUCGUCCUGUGACUUUUUUUUUGUAUGCCAUUCUGUACAAUUAAGAACAUGCCACUAAAUUCUAAUAUCAUCAGGAUAUGACUAACUAUCUUCAAAUGCGCCCUCGAUUAUUUGGCCAUAGCUACUCCAAAUUGAUGAAUAACGUUGUAAUAGUUUGUCUAUACUGUAGGGGGAUAGAUGCUCACCAAUAUACCCAAUAAAUAAUAUAUUUUGUAAUGAUACAUCCAGCAAACCCGCAAAUCAUCAAACCCUGUCACUAGAGUUGAAACAUUUGCCCGGGAAGUCCUUUCCCUUGUACAUUUUAAGCCACAUACCUACAGUAAAUUUCAACAAAGAAAGAUAUGCCGAGCUAAAUUUUCCCCUGUUAAAAACGAACGAUUGAAGUCGAAAAAACAAAAUCCCACACCGUACUUUACUGACUAAUCCAUUUUCCCAUCGAUAUCACAUGAGCACUCUCGCAUCAGCCUUUUAUUUGCGUUAAAACCUCCAAUUGAAAUUCAUUACACCCGCCGAGGAGCCCGGGACGAUGAUGGCACGUGUUUAUCACAUCGUUUGCCGUUCAAGUGACAAAUAAGCUGAGAAGUGAUGUGGCAAACCUGCCCGAAAAUCUGGUCUGGUGUAGAUAAGCGAUUCAAGCCUCACCCUACUUGACUUCGUCUUCCGACCGGCGCGUCGGAUGCCAUGCCCACCAAUGUUGGGCAAAAGUGUGCAUCCGUCCUUCCGGCCUAGCUUCCGGUAUAUCCUUUCAAUUAAUUUCAAAUGAUGCUUCAUGAUGCUGAUGCCACACGCCAAUCCCCGACACGUGUCGUCACCUAACGUUAUCGGUACCAGUGAGAAGCUAAUAGGAUAAAGAUUAGUGAGUGUGUGUAUGUAUUGUUGGUUUAUUUUAUUGAUUAGCACAAAUCAUAAUUUAAUGUAGCUCAGAUAGUUUCAUCCCCAACUCCCAGCUCCUAGGGGCUAUGCAUUUAAACGCACAACCGCAAAUCGAUCGUCCUUGAAACCACGCCCACUAAAAGUAUUCACAACGGCGAGGCAGACAUGUUUGCUGCCUGUUCCUUACUGCGGCAAGCCGAAAAGAUUAAGUUGUACUGGUAUUGAAAUUCGAAAAAGGUACGAUUUAGUAACAAAAAGUAUGAAGAAAAGUGUGCAAAAACGGCUCGGUACGAUAAGCACCGUAACCGGUGAACGGUCGAAGGAUAAGGGCAUUUAAUCCGUUUUCAUUUUUUUGCAAAUUCCGCUGCUCGUCCUUUAUCGGUUGUUUGUCCAUUCUAAUCAGAUUUCCCGAUGGGAUGAAAAUAAAUUGCGCAAGAUUGUAUUUGGUAAUCGAUGUUUGGGGCAUUUGCAUGAUUCGCGUGACAAGUUUGUGAACGGUGGUGAUUAGUACAUCAGCAACAUUGGGAAACAUGGAUUGCCAACAGAUCUUACUUAUUACCGAUAUGUGCAGUGCCGUAGAAUAACAAAAAUUGCUUCAAAAAAGCUGUGUGUGUGGCUGAUACUCCAGCAUCUUUCCAUGUGUGUAAACAACGCCAAGAGUAUUACUGUUUUGUGAUCAUCAUAUUUCAUUCGGAUUGCACAUUACCGGGCAGAAAAAGCUUCAAGCAACCAAUUUUGUACAGCAUCCGCACGCUGUAUGAAGGUGUAAAACAAAUUUUCAUCUGUAAGAUGCUCUUCAAACCUGUCCAGUGACUCUUCGUUGCUUAUAUAUUGCAUCGGGAUGGUUUGAGCAUUGCGUCGCACGCCUUUCAUCGGGUGUAUUGUGGCCACUACCGCAGCCGUUUGGGCAGUUCGGGCAUCCAGUUUUAAUAAUGAACAUUGUGAACAAAAAUCGUGCCCAGGACAAGUUAUUUUUGCUUGAAUUAACUCUGUGUUCUUAUUUACAUGAAUAGAUACGGUGGACGGAUGAAUGCUGCUUGCUGACGACUGCUCUUCGUGAAAUGUUGAUCCCGGUGAUGAAACACACGGUUCCGGUGUCAUGCUUGGUGACGGCUGAAGGGAUCCUUGAUGCACGACAGUCGUUUUUGCCGGUCGCGCAACGUCAUGCGCGCAUGAACCAGCAGCUGAAGCAACAGACGAUUUCGGCGUCGCACUUGUAGUCGGCUGCGAUCCUUGCAUUUGUUCGUCAAACGAUCCUAACGAUCACGGAAUGCCAUCCACGGAUCCAGCAGCGGGAAUGACCGAUGGUAGCGGCGUCGCACUUGUGGUCAGCUGCGAUCCAUGCGAACGCUUUAACGACAAUGUCGCUAGUGGAACAACACGCACGGAACUAGCAGGCACAAGAAUCAUCCCACGUAUCGCUUUCGUUGAGGGCUGCGAUCCUCGCUUUUGUUCCAUCGAUCCUGCCGGACGCGUAGCGAUAUCCAUGGAACCAGCAUCGGGGGCAAGAGACGGUUCCGGCGUCGGUCUUGAUGACGUUCGCGGUCCAAAAACACGGACGAUCGCCCCUGUGGAGCAUAAUACAGCCGAAGGCAGUGGUUGCAGUGCAAAAAGGCGCCCUUUCUUUGGUGGUUCCGACAUUAUAUUUUGGCUGAAAUAAUCAAUCGUUUUAUUAUUUUUUAUGUGAAACUGCUGAGUUGAAUUUGAAUGCUGCUUUGUGUUUUCAGCUGUGACUUACAAUAAAGGGUAACAAUCACA